GGAAGAGCUUUACGACACAUUGACCGUCGUUUUACGACGGGCUGGGUUGCUUUGCGGCCGUCCGCUAUCCCCGUGGGCUGGAGCUGGGAGCCGCUUUUCUUCACUGAUCGGUGCUACGGAGUCGUGGACAUGAGGCAGAAACGGAAAGGAGCUCUUAGCCCUGCUGAGCUGAUGAUGUUGACUAUAGGAGAUGUUAUUAAACAACUGAUUGAAGCCCAUGAACAGGGGAAAGACAUCGAUCUAAAUAAGGUGAAAACCAAAACAGCUGCCAAAUAUGGCCUAUCAGCACAGCCCCGCCUGGUGGACAUCAUCGCUGCAGUCCCUCCUCAGUAUCGAAAGGUGUUGGUCCCCAAAUUAAAGUCAAAACCCAUCAGAACUGCCAGUGGGAUUGCUGUUGUGGCUGUGAUGUGCAAACCCCACAGGUGUCCACACAUCAGUUUUACAGGAAAUAUAUGUGUAUACUGCCCUGGUGGACCUGACUCAGAUUUUGAAUAUUCAACCCAGUCUUAUACUGGAUAUGAGCCAACCUCCAUGCGAGCUAUCCGUGCUAGAUAUGACCCUUAUCUACAGACAAGACACCGAAUAGAACAGUUAAAACAGCUUGGUCACAGUGUGGAUAAAGUGGAGUUUAUUGUGAUGGGUGGUACGUUCAUGGCUCUUCCAGAAGAAUACAGAGAUUAUUUUAUUCGAAAUUUACAUGAUGCCUUAUCAGGACAUACUUCCAACAAUAUUUACGAGGCAGUCAAGUAUUCUGAGAGAAGCCUCACAAAAUGUAUUGGAAUUACCAUCGAGACCAGACCAGAUUACUGUAUGAAGCGACAUUUAAGUGACAUGUUGACUUAUGGCUGCACAAGGCUGGAGAUUGGGGUGCAGAGUGUCUACGAAGAUGUGGCCAGAGAUACCAACAGGGGCCACACUGUGAAGGCGGUAUGUGAGUCAUUUAACCUGGCCAAAGAUUCCGGCUUCAAAGUUGUAGCUCACAUGAUGCCUGAUCUGCCAAAUGUGGGACUAGAGAGAGACAUCGAACAGUUCACUGAGUUUUUUGAGAACCCUGCUUUUCGUCCUGAUGGUUUGAAACUCUACCCUACCCUGGUGAUUCGCGGAACUGGGCUUUAUGAGCUUUGGAAAUCAGGAAGAUAUAAAAGUUAUUCUCCUAGUGACCUGAUUGAAUUGGUGGCUCGGAUCCUAGCCCUUGUGCCUCCAUGGACUCGAGUGUACCGUGUGCAGAGAGAUAUUCCAAUGCCCCUAGUCAGCUCAGGAGUAGAGCAUGGUAAUUUGAGAGAGCUGGCAUUUGCAAGAAUGAAAGACCUUGGAAUACAGUGUCGAGAUGUGAGAACCAGAGAAGUUGGGAUUCAAGAAAUUCAUCACAAAGUACGGCCAUACCGGUCUGUAUGUGGGAUCUGA
This is a messenger RNA of Galeopterus variegatus (Sunda flying lemur), 1404 nucleotides long. RefSeq names its product elongator complex protein 3. NCBI's taxonomy places the organism in Eukaryota, Metazoa, Chordata, Mammalia, Dermoptera, Cynocephalidae. The transcript has 10 exons. The record is from RefSeq and is a predicted model, not a curated record. The coding region runs from base 130 to 1404 and encodes 424 amino acids. Gene Ontology annotation, biological process: tRNA wobble base 5-methoxycarbonylmethyl-2-thiouridinylation. Gene Ontology annotation, cellular component: cytoplasm; nucleus; elongator holoenzyme complex. Gene Ontology annotation, molecular function: catalytic activity; iron-sulfur cluster binding.